AUGUAUAACAAGUGGGAUAAAACCUACUACAGCCUACAGGAUCCAAUCUGGUCGUCCCCUUGUAUUUCUGUUUUUCUAAAGGCAUCAAAUCAAGCUUCUGGAGGUUCCGAUCGGUCUUCUCGCAACAAGUUAUUGCACGAUGAUCGUAAUGGUCCUGCUAAGCCUGGAAAAGACAAGGAGAAGGAGAAGGUAGUAUUUAUUAAUGGUACUCCACCUUUUGUGUGGAAUGAAGCAAGGACUCCAAUGAGAGGACGAGAUCCAGUUGUUGCCUUUCAAAAUGCCAAGGUGCCUAAGGGUGGAUAUCCUCACCUCAAAAAACCAAAUAACAACAUGAAUGGUAAGAAGAUGAUAUACCCAAUCUGUCUGAAUUCUGCUUUUGAGAGCCAUCGGAAAUAUCAUGAUAGCGCAGCAUGUAAAGUAUUUGCCAAACAUGGCAAGCCGGGCAUUGGAAGAACUCAAGUACACAUUGAUCUUGAAGAUGUUAAAUGGUCCAACGCCAACUAUCCUGAAGCAAACUGGAAAGACGUUGUUGCUUUUGUCAAGAAAUACAAUGACUAUCUAUUACCAACAUUUAAAAGAUUGACGCCCAGCACACAAUGGUGA
Molecule: messenger RNA, 603 nt
Organism: Cylindrotheca closterium
Lineage: Eukaryota; Bacillariophyta; Bacillariophyceae; Bacillariales; Bacillariaceae
Source: the annotation of a GenBank genome assembly